Molecule: messenger RNA, 3802 nt
Organism: Capra hircus (goat)
Lineage: Eukaryota; Metazoa; Chordata; Mammalia; Artiodactyla; Bovidae
Gene: C16H1orf116
Product: chromosome 16 C1orf116 homolog
Exons: 4
Coding region: 436-2229 (597 amino acids)
Source: RefSeq, a predicted model, not a curated record
GGGUUAGAAAGAACCCCAGCUUUCUUAGCUGUCAAAUGGAGAAAAUGUCACAUCCUGCCUAAGCUAGCAGUUUUUUUAAAAAACUCAAUUAGCAUAUCUGAAAGCACUUUAUCAACUAUACCCUGCUGUGUUUUUUGAAGCAAUGCUGUUCAUAUUGUUUCUAUCUCUUCGAGCUGCUUCAAGCCAUCCUUGGUUCCAAAGUGAGAGUGUGAUAGGCCACCCUGGAAGGAAGGAGAUGUUAGCAAACCCCUGUAAAGUCCGAUGCAUGGUUGGAAGAACAAGGCAGUCAUUUUUCUCUGAAAGGAAAAGGCAGCAUCUGCUCAUCUGUUCACAGAGAACAUUCCAUUAAUUACAGCCCAGCCUGGGACAUUCUUCACUUCCCUUCACUUCCCCUCUGGGAGCCCCUUUCACCACCCCUGCAUCUUGCUUCAGGCGAUGCCCGAGAGGGAGCUGUGGCCAGCAGGGCCUGGCCUGGAACCCACGACCCGCGUCGGCAGCUGCGACAGUAUGAUGAGCACCACCUCCACCCGCUCUGGAUCUAGUGACAGCAGCUACGAUUUCCUGUCCGCUGAAGAGAAGGAGUGUCUGCUCUUCCUGGAGGAAACCAUUGGCUCCCUGGACACUGAGGCUGACAGCGGGCUGUCCACUGACGAGUCUGAGCAAGCCACAACUCCCCGAGGUCCCCGAGCACUGCCCACGACGCAGCCUGCCCCCCAGGGACAUCCCAAGGAGACAACUGGCCAAGGACCAGAGCCAAAAAGAGUGACUCCGUUCAGCUCAGCUCAUCCACCCGGGCCGCAAAGCCUGGGCCUCAGGUCUGGCUCCUAUAGCCUCCCCAGAAAUAUCCACAUCGGCAGAAACCAGAACCUCAGAAAAAGCACCACCCCGACUAACAGCCAUAAUCCAGGGGGAUCCGAGGGACCUGUCUCGGCACCUGAGACAGAGCGGGUCAGCCAGAGCCGUGAGCCCAGCCAGGCACUGGCCGCGCCCCCAGACGCUGCCCUUGAGCUGGACGGAGCGCUCAUCCCCCCACCGGAGGCUUUCCAGGACAUCCAGCCCGAGCAGCGUGGGCAAGGCAGCCUGCCCAGAGGACCAGGGGAGCUGAGCCCCAGGCCCCAGGUCCACCCAUCACUUAGCUCCCAGAGAAACAGGAAGCCCUCUCCAGAGGCCAUGUCCCAGAAAGCCAGUGAGAAAGGUUCAACCGGGGAACCUGCGCCACCUCGGCCUCUUCCCCUGGUGUCCUCUCAGGAUGCAGGCACUGGAGAUGCGGCCGUCCUGUCAGGGGGCCAUCCGAGUGCCCGGCCGGCCCCCCUCACGGCCCCUAAGCCCCGGAAACUGCCACCAAACAUUGUCCUGAAGAGCAGCCGAGGCAGUCUCCACAGCGACCCCCGGAACCGGCUGUCCUGCCGCUCGGAGGCUGCACCCGGGGACCCCAGCCCCGCCUCGUCCUCGCUGCAGGAGCAGAGGAAGGCACGCAGGGAAGCGCUGGAGAAGCUGGGGCUGCCGCAGGACCAGGAGGAGCCCAGCCUCCGCUUAAGCAGGCCCUCCAUCAGGCUCAAGGAGACUGGCACUCAGGCCGAGUCCCCGGCCCCCGCUCAGGUCCCCGGAAGGGCCCCGGCCCCUGCACCCAAGCAGGGCCCUCCUCCCGGGAAAGCACCAGCUCUGGCCCAACCGCCUUCUCCAGGCAAGGUUCUGGUUCCCACCCAGGAACCCACUCCAGGGACAGCUCCAGCUGCCAAAUCCAUGCCAAUUCCUGUCCCAGAGGGCCCGCGGGCACACAGUCCCCUGACUCAGCAAAAGCCAGACUCCGGGCUGACCCUCCAGGAGAGUGGCGUCCCUGGCCUCAGACAGAUGAGCUUCAAGUCCAACACCCUGGAGCGGUCAGGCAUUGGGCUGAGCAGCUACCUCUCAGCCGAGAAGGCUCCCAGCCCCCAAACCAGCACCUCUCUGGAAAAAGGCUCCUGCCUGGACCGGAUCUCGCCCAGCAUCUUGCGUAAUUCCCGGCCACGCCCGGCCUCCCUGGGCACUGGGAAGGACUUUGAGGGUAUCCAGGUGGGCAAGCUGGCUGACCUGGAGCAGGAGGGGGCCCCCAAGCGCCUGUCUCACCAGGGGCAGAGCCGAGGCAAGCUGCCCCGGCCCCCCUGGGUCAGUGUCAGGAUCUCCCCAAAGGGAGCGUCAGAUGAACACAGAAGGGAGGCGCUGAAGAAGCUGGGCCUGCUGAAGGAGUAGGCCGCUGGCCACCAGCCCCACCCGCACAGCCCCUCCCCGCACCCCACUGCUCAGGCUGGGACCCAGAGCGUGACUCAGGAGCUGCACGGGGUCAGCUCCUCUCCAGUGGUCUCCUCUCGCUGGGGGAGAGACUGGACCACACAUUUAUAUUCAGAGCAGCUGUGCCAAUGAAAGUGAAGCCGCUCAGUCGUGUCCGACUCUUUGCAACCCCGUGGACUGCACCCCGGAGGAGACUACAGGCUCCUCCAUCCAUGGGAUUCUCCAGGCAAGAGUACUGGAGUGGGUUACCAUUGCCUUCUCCAGGGGAUCUUCCUGACCCAGGGAUUGAACCUGGGUCUCCUGCAUUGCAGUGCCUGUGCAAAUGGCUGUGUGUGUGUGUGUGUGUGUGUGUGUGUGUGUAUUAUAGGCUGUAUAUAUCACUGAUGCUAUUUAUAUGACACAAGAAGUCAUUGCUCAGAAUUCUGCUCUGGUUGAAAAUUUUCUUAUGUCGGGUAGAGUUCAGCCUAGAACUGAGUGGAGAGGCAUGGCUGAGCCUGAGAAAAAUAGUCAAAUGAGACAGUAGAUGUACCUGUGACAUUAGGCAAAUGCAGGGUCACGUGAAAUGUGGUGCCCCCAGAAUGCCUGCAGUGGAUGGAGACUGGCUCAGCCCUUGCUGGAGUCCCCUCUCGCUUCAGGCCUUCUGGACAGGGGCCCACAGCCAAGGAGUCUGUUUGUGGCCCUCUCACACUGUCCUUAGUCCCAAGGAUCAGACACAUCCUGACACUCUUGUUGGUCUGUGGAGGCGGGAUGAAUGUCUACACAUCACACUUCCCCUGGGAAGGGUCUUGUCCUUGGGCUUGUUAAACUCAGUAAUAAACUACGACAGGCCCUGACUCCGAGAUCCCUGUUUUUCCUGCUCUGGAUCUCCCAUCUGCACAGGACUGAAGCCAGGGCUGGGUCAACAGUGAGUUAGGAACUCAAGCCUAGAGACAUUGUAAAUACUGAGAAACUCUUGAAAGCCUUUGUCUACAUGAUUGCAAGUUAUUUUUUGAUUUCCUCAAUUCCUAUGGAAAAUCAGCACAUUACAUUCUCUGCUAAUUAUUUAUUUAUAGACUGUCAGAGCUGGGAGGGGCCAUAGAGACACUCUAAUCCAGUCCUUUUAGGGAAGGGAAGUGACUCAUCAUGGUCACUGUGCCAUUAGUGACAGAGCUGAGAUCAGAGCUGGGGCUCCCAUUUCCACCCACACUGCAGACCCCUCCCCUCCCCUUGUCCAUCCACACAGCACCCUCAGGACCGGCAGUCACCAGCAGAAGUCUAACCUGAAAGGUCUUUAAGCUCUAAAGUGUAUUCUGAAACAGCAGAGAUUAAAUGUUCAGGAUCAUAUUUAGUAUUGUGGCUUCUUAUUUAAUUUGGGAAAGUAGCCGUCUAAUAACUCAUAUGAAUCCCAAAUUCCCUGACCAAGUCGUGCAACUUGCAAAUACGCCAGAGGGUACUGUGGGUAGGCGGUGUGGGCUUACGAAUACAAGCUUGAAGAUCGGACGUAGCUGGACAUAGCCCCUGCUUCCCCUUAGGAAAUAAAUACUGUUCAGAGACA